AUGGCUGCGAAGUCCCAGCCCAGCGCCCCUAAAGCCAAGAGUGCCAGCGGCAUCACCAACGGCAAGGCUGCAGCCCAAGGGCAGUGGGGCCGUGCCUGGGAGGUGGACUGGUUCUCCCUGGCGGGCGUCAUCUUCCUGCUGCUGUUCGCGCCCUUCAUCGUCUACUACUUCAUCAUGGCCUGCGACCAGUACAGCUGCUCCCUGACGGCGCCCGUGGUGGACCUUGCCGCCGGGCGGGCUCGGCUCGCGGACAUCUGGGCCAGGACGCCGCCUGUGACCGCAAAGGCGGCCCAGGUCUACGCGGCGUGGGUCACGCUCCAGGUGCUUCUGUACAUGCUGCUUCCUGACUUCUGCCACAAGUUUCUGCCGGGCUACGUGGGGGGCGUUCAGGAGGGCGCCGUGACUCCCACAGGAGCCGUCAACAAGUACGAGGUCAAUGGCCUGCAGGCGUGGAUUCUCACGCACCUCCUGUGGUUUGCCAACGCCCACCUCCUCUCCUGGUUCUCUCCCACCAUCAUCUUCGACAACUGGAUCCCACUGCUCUGGUGUGCCAACAUCCUGGGCUACACCGUCUCCACCUUCGCCAUGGUCAAGGGCUACCUCUUCCCCACCGAUGCCCGGGAAUGCAAAUUCACAGGCAAUUUCUUUUACAACUACAUGAUGGGCGUUGAGUUUAACCCCCGAAUUGGGAAGUGGUUUGACUUCAAGCUCUUCUUCAAUGGGCGCCCUGGGAUCGUCGCCUGGACCCUCAUCAACCUGUCCUUUGCAGCCAAGCAGCAGGAGCUCUAUGGCCACGUGACCAACUCCAUGGUCUUGGUCAACGUCCUGCAGGCCAUCUAUGUGCUGGACUUCUUCUGGAAUGAAACCUGGUACCUGAAAACCAUCGACAUCUGCCACGACCACUUUGGGUGGUACCUGGGCUGGGGGGACUGCGUCUGGCUGCCGUACCUGUACACGCUGCAGGGCCUGUACCUGGUGCACCACCCCGUGCAGCUGCCCGCCCCCUAUGCGCUGGGCGUCCUGCUGCUGGGCGUACUAGGCUACUACAUCUUCCGGAUGGCCAACCACCAGAAGGACCUCUUCCGCCGCACGGACGGGCGCUGCCUGAUCUGGGGCAGGAAGCCCAAGGCCAUCGAGUGUUCCUACACGUCGGCCGACGGGCAGAAACACCACAGCAAGCUGCUCGUGUCGGGCUUCUGGGGCAUGGCCCGCCACUUCAACUACACGGGCGACCUGAUGGGCAGCCUGGCCUACUGCCUGGCCUGUGGCGGCGGCCACCUCCUGCCCUACUUCUACGUCGUCUUCAUGACCAUCCUGCUCACCCACCGCUGCCUGCGGGACGAGCACCGCUGUGCCAACAAGUACGGCCGCGACUGGGAGCGCUACACGGCCGCCGUGCCCUACCGCCUGCUCCCCGGCAUCUUCUAG
Molecule: messenger RNA, 1428 nt
Organism: Rangifer tarandus platyrhynchus (Svalbard reindeer)
Lineage: Eukaryota; Metazoa; Chordata; Mammalia; Artiodactyla; Cervidae
Source: the annotation of a GenBank genome assembly